UGCAGCUGUUUGUCUGUUCGACACAGGCUUGGGCCGGACGGAGGAGACAGAACCCCAGGACUACUGAAAUCUGGAAACCCCCCUCCCCUCCCCCUUCCCCCUUCUGCCGCUUUGUGGCAUCCCCUUCCCUCUACCCUUCCCCACUCUACUAACCUGGCCAUGACUAGCAGAAGCACAGCCAGGCCCAAUAGGCAGCCUCAGGCCAGCAAAAUAUGCCAGUUCAAGUUGGUCCUGCUGGGAGAAUCUGCAGUGGGGAAGUCUAGCCUGGUAUUACGUUUUGUCAAAGGGCAGUUCCAUGAGUACCAGGAGAGUACCAUUGGAGCGGCCUUCCUUACCCAGUCCGUUUGUCUAGAUGAUACAACAGUCAAGUUUGAAAUCUGGGACACAGCUGGGCAGGAGCGAUACCAUAGUUUGGCCCCUAUGUACUACAGGGGGGCCCAAGCAGCAAUUGUGGUUUAUGACAUUACCAAUCAGGAAACUUUUGCCCGGGCGAAGACAUGGGUGAAGGAACUACAACGACAGGCCAGUCCUAGUAUUGUUAUUGCCCUGGCAGGAAACAAAGCUGACCUGGCCAACAAGCGCAUGGUGGAGUAUGAAGAGGCCCAAGCAUAUGCAGAUGACAACAGCUUAUUGUUUAUGGAGACUUCAGCCAAGACAGCUAUGAACGUGAAUGAUCUCUUCCUGGCAAUAGCUAAGAAGUUGCCAAAGAGUGAACCCCAGAAUCUGGGGGGUGCAGCAGGCCGAAGCCGGGGUGUGGAUCUCCAUGAGCAGUCUCAGCAGAACAAGAGCCAGUGUUGUAGCAACUGAGGGGGUGGCUAGCAGCAAACAAGUAUGGAGCUAGCAUGAGAGCUAAGAGAUAACCUCCAUCCCUACCCCUUAGAACACAGCCCCUACAGUAACAGCACACUGAGCCCUGGCUCCCAAGGGCUGCCUCCUGACAGCUCUGUCAUGGCACUUUUUAAUGCUUCAGCAACCAACACCAGGCAGCUGUUGGCCAGUGGCCUCCUACCCCCUACCCUGGGGUUUGGGGGUCAGAUUCCCCUGGGACUUAACUUCCAAAACGAACUUUCUUCACUUUAUAUUAUAGGUGUAAAACAGUGACCUACUUAUUUUUCCUCUUC
Elephantulus edwardii (Cape elephant shrew) is the source of this 1121-nucleotide messenger RNA. It is a transcript of the gene RAB5B, whose product is annotated as RAB5B, member RAS oncogene family. Bases 160 to 807 code for a protein of 215 amino acids. Lineage: Eukaryota; Metazoa; Chordata; Mammalia; Macroscelidea; Macroscelididae. Gene Ontology annotation, molecular function: GTPase activity; GTP binding. The record is from RefSeq and is a predicted model, not a curated record. The transcript is spliced from 6 exons.